Molecule: messenger RNA, 792 nt
Organism: Chlorella variabilis
Lineage: Eukaryota; Viridiplantae; Chlorophyta; Trebouxiophyceae; Chlorellales; Chlorellaceae
Exons: 6
Coding region: 1-792 (263 amino acids)
Source: RefSeq, a predicted model, not a curated record
AUGUCGACCAAGGCGGUGCGCGCGCUCUACCGCCUCUUCCUGAGGCAGGCCAGGAGCCUGGAGCGGCAGGGCCUGGAGGCGCUGGACAUCCGCAUGCCGGUGAACAAAGAGGCGUGGCUGUUCCAGGGCGGCAGCCACGCCUGGUCGCCGCCGCGGGACGAGUUCCGCCUCAACUCCCUCAAGUCCCUGGUGCCCUGGGCAGCCCAGGGCGUCACUAGCGGCAGCCUGUCCCCCGCCGACCUGCGCCAGCUCAUCAGCCGAGCCUUCCGGCAGCCGCCGGCAGGCAGCAGCCGGGAGGAGCAGCUGGAUCGAGCCUUCCAGUCGCUGCGCCUGCUCAGCGACCAGAUACACAUGCAGGCACAGGGGGUGCACGUGGAGGUGACCACCGCCUAUGUUGGGCGGCAGUCAGACCUGGACCCCACCUAUGAGAAAGAGGAGGGGGUGGCCGACAAGCACUACUUCACCUACCGCAUACGCGUGUCCAACUGCGGGGAGGAGACGGUGCAGCUGCUGGGGCGGCACUGGAUCAUCCAGGACGCCAGCGGCAAGGUGCUGACAGAGGUGGCCAAGGGGUCGCGAGGCGUGGUGGGAUGCACGCCGUUGUUAGAGCCGGGAGCAUGCUUCGAAUACUACAGCGGCACCGACCUGGACCAGCCCUGCGGCAGCAUGCGCGGCAGCUUCCAGAUGGCGGUGGUGAACCAGCGCAAGCCGCAGGACAAGUGGGUGCGCACGUUUGACGCCCUGGUCGCGCCCUUUGCCUUUGUGCGGCCCCGCAACGGCGACGGCGGGUGA